Linderina pennispora is the source of this 2241-nucleotide messenger RNA. RefSeq lists its product as uncharacterized. The coding region runs from base 112 to 1755 and encodes 547 amino acids. The record is from RefSeq and is a predicted model, not a curated record. The transcript has a single exon. Lineage: Eukaryota; Fungi; Kickxellomycota; Kickxellomycetes; Kickxellales; Kickxellaceae.
GUUCCUCAUUACCUUUUCUACUCCUAACCACUUUAUACUUUUGAGUAUCUACCAGUGCUCCUCAAACGAAUCUUCCACAAUCUAUCUAUUUAUCUAUCAUUUGUAUUCAUCAUGUACCUUUCUAUUUUGGACUCGCAUUUGCCUAGGAUCCUCCCCAUGGAUGCCACUAAAGUCACUACAGAGUCUAUCGGUCCUAUAUCGACAAUUACGGACUAUAAGAAUAUUGAACGCUUCGUCAAAACUUAUCCACACCGCGCAAAGGACCUCCCGGAUCUUGCCUUCUCAGUCCUGCUGAUGGAGUGCUUUGUUGAGUGUGCCUGUGUGGAUGACGGUUGUCCACGAAGCCAUGAACGCCGCUGGGUUACCAACAUCGAGUUUAUUAUUUUCCAUGGCAAGCUCCACUUGAUCAAGGAAUUCAGACUGAUAGCCGAAUCAGUCUACUGGAAACCAUUGGGGCUCAGCGUAGAACUGAAGCGGCUGGCGCGUCAUAUCGGCAGGUCGCUACCGAAUGUGAAUCGCAUUUUAUUCCUUGGAGUCGGGCUACUCGAAUUGGGCAGUGGUGACAAGUUCGUUGGCAAUAGGGAUCCUAAAGAUACCAAAAGGUGGAUCUACAUACUAUUCCCGCGGGUUAGUGACGUCAGAUAUUUUACUAAAUCUGUGUGGGGACCAUCACCAGGCUACAUAACAGCACCUACUGACACGAAUCCGCUAUAUAAUCUGACGUUUUCAGCGUAUUUUAGCCAGCUGGAGCAUGUUCAGCUGCACAUUCCCGUCUCUCUGGACUUGAGCCAGUUUUGUGUGAACCUCACGUCGCUUUCUAUCAACCUCGAAUAUGUUCGCUGCCACAAGAAACUGCCAGCGAUACCAGUCCGUCGCCUGAAGGUUCUACAUAUCUGGCAGAUUGAUGACAUAGUUCCUUGGGACAUAUUUGAAUUGAGCGGCCGUGAGUUGUUGUUCGAUACGCUGGACGAGCUCACUCUUGAAUUUAUCGUGCCGAUUACAAACCAAGUGCCAUUUCCUGGAGUUUCGUUUGACAUCCGUUUCCCGGUACUCAGCGUCCUACGCGUCUACAAUUCGACAUUUGUAUACGGUGAUAUUUUUACGCAUUUCCUUGACAGCGCGCUCAGUGAGCUAAGAAUCAUGGACGAUCAGUGGGAGUUUGUUGAUAUUGACUGGCGAAUUCUGAACAGCAUACAGCGUCUGACAGUUCAGCAUCCUACCGGUGAGACAGCUCGGGCCUGGUACGCAUCUGUAAUCAUUCAAUCCCUGUUCGAUCAGCCAUCCAGCAUGACGGAAGCCUAUCUCAUAGGACAUGUGCCCUACAUGUUGCCAGUCAAUAUUGCGUGGCAUAACCUGGCCAAGCUCCAGCUGUUUGUGACACAUGCUGACAAGGAUGGAAUCGCCAACAUGGUGGCACAGCUCCCAGUUCUUGAAGAGCUCGCGAUUGAAUGCGAAUCAAUGUAUCUCAAUGACGUUGGCUCGUCGAUAUAUCCUGACCAACGGGGCACAGCUGAAGGUCUUGCCAUAGUCGUUGAUGAAGAAGAUGACUCGCCUAUCAGUGAUACACUCAAGUGCUUCAAGGUACAGACACAGCGAGAAUUCGAUAUAUAUGGUUUCUGUGAUCUGGUUUGCCGCUUCCCUGCUGUCAGUGUUGCAGUAGUCAUAAGCUAUUAUGUCGAAAGUGUUGAGAAUAUGCUCAAUUGGCAUUACCAAGGAGGGCGACAGAUCAGUAUUCAGCCAUAUCCUGAGCAAUGACACCGUAGCUUUCUUGUCAUUUCAUAUCUAUUAGCAUCAGUAUCUCAGCUAUAUGCAACAAUCAGAAAACGCCCCAUACCCACAUGUGGAAGUUGCGAGAUUACAGCCUCGAGUAACCGUUGUUAUGCGGUUCAUUUUGUUUUGGAUAGUGGCUAUCUGAAUCAACUAAGCCACAUGUAGAGCAUAGGCAGAUUUUUUGACCGGAGAUUGGCACCCGACGCUCACAAGCUCGAAUAAAUGUCUGGUUGACCAGUUCGAACAGAACAAUAAGCACUAAAAACGGUGGUUAUAUGCAACUGAUUUUAAACGAGACAAUACUCUGCCCACCAAGCAGCUGGGGUAGGCGUUCGUCUGUACUGUGAUGCACUCCAAAAUGCUGUAUAAGGGAAACUUCAACAGAAAAUGGCAGUACCUUGCUCGGAAGAUUUAUGCACUUUGUGCAUUAAAAUAUCCGAACACUCGAUCUGGGCGGAUACUCGUGGAGAG